This is a messenger RNA of Apis laboriosa (Himalayan honeybee), 1224 nucleotides long. RefSeq lists its product as uncharacterized. The record is from RefSeq and is a predicted model, not a curated record. NCBI's taxonomy places the organism in Eukaryota, Metazoa, Arthropoda, Insecta, Hymenoptera, Apidae. The transcript is spliced from 8 exons. Gene Ontology annotation, cellular component: cytoplasm. The coding region runs from base 218 to 1150 and encodes 310 amino acids.
AGCUGAUAACGAAACAUCGUUCCUGCUUGCAUGGACAACAUUUAUCCUGUUCGUGCGGUUUGCGCAUAAAGUCAAGUAACGCGCAAAACGCUCAUAACGCUGAAAACUAAGAAACCACAAAGGCGUGCCUAAUGUUUCCUUUAGUCCGCGAGAUGGCAAUCGCAUCGCAACUACCGACCACCUUCGAUCGAUACUCUACCGCGUCAUCUGUGUGAAAAUGAAAACGAAAACUGUUCUACUCCUCUUCAUAUGUUAUUUUUUCGCCCGAAGCGCCGCAAACGACGAAUUUCUUGACGACGAUUACGAAGAAGAUCCACGAAAUUUUGAUUUAAAUCGAGUAGAUUCGUUUCGGGAAUAUGUAUUCGGUCGUGAUGGAGAGAAUCGUCGAAACAUCAUUGACGAUGAAUUGGAAGAUUGGCCUGGCCGAUGGAUGCCCGACAGACCAAACGAUCCUACUCCACCACCCAAAAUAUUUCCAAAGAUUAGUCAGACAACUGUGCAAUCCCUUCAUGGAAUACCAAUGGGAUAUUCGUCGCAAAACUGCGACGAUGCAAAAAGUAAUUUAACCAUGGAUUGGGACGGCAAUCCAAUUGUUCAUACCUGUUACGACAAAAGAAUCGUUCCGAAUAGAAGUACAACAGCGAUCAUGUAUUGUGUACUUAUGCCCAAGUAUUAUGUUGCUAUGCACAAAUGUAUGUACGAGAAAAUAGAAUACGACGAAGUUGUUCCUGUAUACGGAACACACAGACCUUUAUGGCCUGUUUAUGGCGAGUACAAAUUUUUACCGAAGCAAAGGUGGCUUCAUAGUUUAGAGCAUGGAGCGAUUGUUGCGUUAUAUCAUCCGUGCGCCAAUCCGAUGCAAGUAAGGCGUUUAAAAAGUUUGCUCGCAGGCUGUCUACGACGACAUGUGAUCAGUCCAUAUAACCUCUUGGAUGAAAGCCAUCCGUUAGUUUUGAUCUCUUGGGGAUGUCGAUUGAGCAUGUCAUACGUAAAUCCUGAGCUAGUCAUUGAAUUUAUUCGUGAGCAUGCUCGUCGAGGGCCGGAAGAAAUCUCGAAAGAUGGUGAUUUCGUCGAAGGUCUGUUACAUCGAGCUGAAAUUGUGUCCGAUAUUGACGAUACGAUAUUAUGUCCCAACGCCCAUACAUUUUAAAACUUCUACAUCGUGCGCAUUGGUGCAUCUAUAUCGUCCCUUUUGCUUCUAUUAUAAUACGAUACGUACAUGUA